Molecule: messenger RNA, 3110 nt
Organism: Vitis riparia (riverbank grape)
Lineage: Eukaryota; Viridiplantae; Streptophyta; Magnoliopsida; Vitales; Vitaceae
Product: DNA repair protein RAD16-like
Exons: 16
Coding region: 231-2693 (820 amino acids)
Molecular function (GO): ATP-dependent chromatin remodeler activity; ATP binding; metal ion binding
Source: RefSeq, a predicted model, not a curated record
ACACCCAAAUCGGAUGUAUUAAUAGUCUCACCUCUCACAUCUUAACGUCUGGCACGUGCGAGGACUGACUCCGUGAAUAAAUAAAAAAGCCACAAACAACUUUCCCGCCCAAGGGAGCUCAAGACUCCAGAGUGCCACUAACCGACUUAUGCCUUUUCAAUCUCUGAAAUUCUCAGCAAACUGCAACAAAACCCUAACUUUUCAUUCCAUCAUUUUCGGUCUUUCCAAACAUGGUUCGCAGGUCUAAUCGCAUCGCUGCCCUUCCACCUAAGAGCUUUGCAGCCCUAGAAAGUUCUGAAGAAGAGGAGGAGGAGGACAGCGCUGGCGAGGAAGAAAGGGAGAAAGAUGAUGAAGGGAGACUUCAAGAUGUUUUUGAUGAUGAUAAGGAAGAUGCAUCAGAGCAUAGACCAAAGAGAGGGCGAAAAAAGCAACAGAGCAAACCGAAACUACAGUGGAAAGUUUUGGAAGAAGAUUAUGAGACAUUUCUAGAUUUUUUUGAAAUAAAAAACCAUCUUAUUGAUUUCGAAGAUGAAGUGAUUUUGGAAACUACUGAGGCACCCCCACUUUUUCUUGUACCUCUUUUGAGCCACCAAAAGGAAUGGCUGACUUGGGCUUUAGAGCAGGAGGAGUCACCUUUUAGAGGAGGGCUUCUUGCAGAUGAGAUGGGAAUGGGGAAAACAAUCCAAGUCAUUGCACUGGUUCUUGCAAAAAAGCCAAUCCAUAGAAUUGACGCUAGACCAUCUAAAGCAUUACCUUCAUCCAGUUCACAGACAGCAGAAUUGCCAGAAACUAGAUGCACACUCAUUAUUUGUCCUCCAGUUUGUCUGUCGCAUUGGGAGAAGGAGAUUGGUCGUUGUACACCUCAAGGGAGCACCAAAGUGUUGGUCUAUCACGGGGAUGACAGAAACAAGGUGGUUCAUGACUUAUCGAGUUAUGAUUUUGUUCUGACAACUUAUCAGACUAUGUUUACAAAAUACAAGACCUCUUACAUGGCAAGGUGUGAAUUGUGUGGGAAGUGGAGGUUUCCCGAAGAUCUUGCUUCACACAACACAUUUUAUUGUAAAGGAAGGAGAUUUGGAACUGAUGAGAGAGAGUCUGAGGAGAAACUGAAAUCUUCCAAAAUGGAAGCAAGAUGUGCAAGUUCAGAAGAUAAUACAAGUGAUUCUGAUGGUAGUAGAGGGAAGAGUUCUUGCACUAAAAAAAAGAAGAAUCCUAAGCAGAAAAAGAAGGCAGACACUUCGUCUUUCAAGUCAAGUCCAUCAAUCACUACGGAAUUCUCUUUGCACUCAAUUAAGUGGCAACGGAUUAUUCUGGAUGAGGCUCACUCCAUAAGAAACAAAAAUUGUUAUACUACAAGAGCAAUUUUUUCUUUGAAGUCUUCAUACAAAUGGGCUUUAAGCGGCACUCCAGUUCAGAAUAAUUUCCAAGAUCUUUACUCACUGAUCCGCUUCCUGCAAAUUUUUCCUUAUGCAUACUACUUUUGUCGUUCUUGUGACUGGAAAUCAGUUAGUAUCAUGCCCGAACAUCGUUGUGCUCAUAAUUAUUGCUUUUCCUGGUGGAAAAAGUAUGUUGGUAAACCAAUGAGACAGGAAGGUGAUGCAAAAAGAAGAGCCAAGACUUUGGUAACCCAAAAGAUUCUGAAAAGUAUAAUGUUAAGGCGCACUAAAGAAAGUAGAAACGAACUUUGCCUUCCAACUAAAAUUGUUAGAGUGAGACGAUGUGCAUUAGAUAUUAGAGAAGAAGAGUAUUAUAGGACACUAUAUGAAAAAUAUCGAUCAUAUUUUAACAGAUAUGUUACGGCUGAGCACUCAUGGAUAAAUUGCACUUGCAUAAUUAGACUUUUGACACAGUUGCAGAAGGCACUCAAUCACCCAUAUCUUGUGAUUUAUUCUAAAUAUAUGAUUGGUUUGGCUACUAAUGAUCAAGUCUGUGGCAUUUGUCAUGAGGCCUUGGAAGAUAAAGUGGUUGCAUCUUGCAAGCAUGUCUUUUGUAAGACUUGCCUGCAGUCUCUUGCUCCAGCCUUUGGAGUAGCUUUAUGUCCUGCAUGCUCAGCACCAUUUUCUGUUAAAUCAGCAAUGAAGAAGAAUGAUUCCACAUUGAAGAACUAUGCUGGUUCUGGAACAACCUUUAAUGACUUUAAAUCCUCAAGUAUCUUAAACAGAAUUGCUCUCAAUGAGUUUCAGACAAGCACAAAAAUUGAAGCUUUGAGGGAAGAAAUCAGAUUCAUGGUAGAAACAGAUGGUUCUGCAAAAGCUCUUGUUUUUAGCCAGUUCGUUUCUUUCUUGGAUUUAAUUGAUUACUCCUUGCAGAAGUCUCAAAUAAAUUGUGUUAAGCUGGUGGGGGAUGUUGCUGCAAGAAAUGCAUUGGUAUCAAGGUUCUUUAAUGACUCAGAUUGCAGAAUCUUACUCACUACUUCAGAAGCUGGAGGUCUUUCCCUGAAUCUCUCUGUUGCAUCUUAUGUUUUCUUGAUGGAACCCUUCUUUAGCUCUGCUGUGGAGUUGCAGGCUUGUGAUGGAGUUUACCGAAUCGGUCAGCACAAGGCAGUAAGAAUUGUGAAGUUUGUAACUGAGAACACAAUAGAAGAGAGGAUUCUGGAGCUGCAAGCAAAGAAAAAUCAAAAUUCACAGAGUUCUGGUUUACCAAAUCUUGAGGAAGAACUAACAGUUAAGGACUUCAACAUCUUCUUCAUGUAAGCCAUAGGUAUAAUUGGCAAACUGACAUAUUUGGCUGGUGGUUAUUAUGAGAAACCAAAAAAGUGGCAAAGUGAAACAAAAUGAAGUGGAUUCUGCGUAUGGAUAAUGAGAGAGGAAGUUCAGUGGUGUUCAGCAUCUUAGCUAAUCCCGUCUUUUGUGGAGGUUGGUGGGAUAUUGGACCUUGUUCUAGGUGUUGUAGCAUAUUAUUUGUAAAUGUCAAUAGUAUCUGUUUCUUCUGGCAAUGAACCUCUUUAAGAGCACCCUUGUAUCAAGUAGCAAAAGUAAGCUUCUUUGUAAUCGUUUCUUGUAUACUUUGCAAAAGGAAAAAGAGAGAAUGCUUGAAAGAGGAGCAAUAUGAGCAUGUAUGGGCUUGAUUUGUUUGUCCAAAAGUUCCUAUUAUUGGGUGAUUGCUUAAAA